This is a messenger RNA of Phytomonas sp. EM1, 1167 nucleotides long. Lineage: Eukaryota; Euglenozoa; Kinetoplastea; Trypanosomatida; Trypanosomatidae. The record is from the annotation of a GenBank genome assembly.
AUGUUAGAGGUUCGGUCGCUGGGCAAAGACAGGGGCCGCGGUCUCGUAGCGACGGCGCCCAUACCAGCGCACUCAAUCCUGGCGAUCGUGCUCCCUGAUAUUUCGGUGUUGUACUCCGCGUUCGCGGGCUCGCGGUGCGCGUGCUGCUACGCCGCCAAACCCCCCAGCGAGGACGCACAGGGGGGGGGGUGGUUUGUCUGCCCGACAUGCGAUCAGUUCAUUCUCUGCCCGGAAUGCUGGGCGAUGUUGCCUGCCAACGAAGCCACUCCCAAACCCAAGGAGGAUUGGAUUCGAUCCCUCUCGAAACCCGCUGGUGAGUUAUACGACGCCAAGAGAAGGUGGGUUAGGGUGUCCAUGGCGGCCCAUCCCCUGAGCUGUGCGUGGUAUAACGAACUCCCCGCGGCGGUUCGGGCCCCUGGGCAGGAUACCGAUUUGCUGCGGUUUUGCCUUUCUUAUGGCGCACGCGUCGGGCAGGUCGGCGAUACCGCGCUCGCGACGUCUAUCGCCGUGCUCGAUCCGAACACAGAAACGCAGUCGGCCUCGACCGCGCAGUUUUGCAAUAGCUUUGCGCAUAAAAUCGUGCGAACGUUCUCGUCUGCUUCAUCUCACGCGGCUGCUGUGAGAAGCGAUGCCGCGGAGAAGGGCGCGGAAGGGAGCACGCUUGCCAGCACCACUUCUUCUACGCCGUCUUCGUCCUCACGCUACGCGGUGGAGGCGGGCCACCUACGCGACGUGCUCCUCCGAGUUCAGUGCAACAGCCUCGGAUUCCCCUUCACGUCGGAGGAAACGGUGGGGUGGUCGCUCCAGGAAACCCUCUGCAUGGUGAACCAUAGCUGCAACCCUAGCCUCUCGAUUAUCUGUGCGGAAGAUUCGACAGAAAGGGAAGGCAUUUUAACGUAUAUGAUGGGGAACGAGAAGGCGAGAGAGAUCCAAUCGAGUGCAGAUCCUUCCGAGGAGGGCAUUGUAGAGAAACUACACCCACUACUUCGUGGUUGUAUGGCUCUCAAGGCACUACGGAAUAUUGCUAUGGGAGAGGAACUGACUUUAUCGUAUUUAGAUCUUGAACAGCUGGGGGACUCUGUCGAAGAGCGGUCGCGAGAGUUGUCCGAACGGUAUCGUUUUCUCUGCGUCUGUUCGCGUUGUCAACAACAGAGGAAAACAUCUUAG